CCCGACAACCCUCCAUAUAACCCCACUCUCCAUCUCUCCAAAGCCCUCCACUUCCCACUCAGACACGUCCAAGGCACAGGCUGAGAGACACGAGCGAGCGCUCCAAUGGAAGCCGAAUCAUCACCGUUCGAGAGCAGCGAGAUGCUGGCGAGCUUCUUGGCGUCGACGCCGUUCCUGGCGGAGUCGUGGAGAGCGUGUAGCUUCGCCAACUCCGAAGCUCCGAGGAGCUUCGUGGCGGAGCUUCGUGGUGAGGUCGGGUACCUGGCGUUCUCGGGCGUCCAGGCGAUCGACCGGUCCGAGCCGACUUGCGGGACCCUGAUGGCGCUGGGCGAGUGUGGGUGCAGGGAUCUGUUCUCGCCGUUGACGUUCGACGGCGACGGCGAGGCCGAAGAGACGGUCAAGGUGGACGCCGGAUUCCUCCGUCUCUUCCUGGGAUUCUACCAGCGACGGGAUUUGCAGAACCAGAUUCAGGAAUUACUGGGAAAUGUUAAGAUGAUUAUCCUCACAGGCCAUUCCUUUGGAGCGACAACCGCCUCUCUCACUGCUCUCUGGCUCCUCUCCCAUCUACAGCCCACGGCAUCUCCCAUCUCAGUCCUCUGCCUCACCUUCGGCACUCCCUUGCUCGGCAACAAGUCCCUUUCCCGAGCCAUUCUCCGAGAAAGAUGGGGCGGGAGCUUCUGUAACGUCGUCUCGAAGCUCGAUGUGGUGCCGAGACUGUUCUUCGCUCCGCUAGCCUCCUUGGCUCCUCAACUGCACUUGCUGCUUCAGUUUUGGCAAGUCGCUGCUGCUUCUCCCAGUUUAGAACAGCUUGUUGGAGAACUGCGAAAACAGAAUUUCAAUGAAUUCUUCAGCAACGUCAUGGAUUGUGCUAAAGAUGCCGCACAAUCAGGAGGAGGGGCUAACAACAGUUUGUUUUGGCCCUUGGGAAGCUACCUAUUCUGUUCAGAAGAGGGAGCGAUCUGUCUGGAUAAUGCAACUUCUGUUAUUAAGAUGAUGCAUUUGAUGCUCGAGACAGUCUCUCCAGCUUCCAGUUUUGAGAAUCAUCUGAAGUGUUUUGAGGAUCAUCUGAAGUAUGGUUAUUAUACAGGACUACUUUCUUUGCAAUUCCUGAAAAGGAUAAACACCAGCGGCCUCUCCGCGUCAAGCUACGAAGCUGGCGUCUUCUUAGCAUUACAAUCCUCAGGAAUAAAUCCACAGGAUGACAAUAUUUCAAAACCAGCUAAAGAUUGCCUCCAGAUGGCUCGGCACAUGGGACGUGCACCGAACCUGAACAAUGCUCAUCUAGCUAUAAGACUAUCUAAGAUAACGCCCUGCAGAGCACAGCUCGAGUGGUAUAAGGCACGCUGCGACGAGUCCGAGGAUCAACUUGGCUAUUACGACACAUUCAAGGAAUAUGGAGCAUCCAGGAGGGAGUCCACGAUCGACAUGAACCUGUUCAGACUUGCCGCAUUCUGGAAUGAUGUCGUAGGCAUGGUAGAACGGAAUGAACUCUCGUACGAUUUCCACCGCAGGUCCAAGUGGAACAAUGCAGCCCACUUCUAUAGGCUCCUCGCCGAGCCCUUGGAAAUCGCUCGCUAUUACCGUCGUGGCAUGCACCGACAGAAGGGACACUACAUCAAGCAUGGAAGGGACAGGAGAUUCCAGAUUUUGGACAGAUGGUGGAAUCGAAGGAUUGCUGUUGCGGCGCAAGAACCACAACAAAUUAACAACAAGCGUAGUCGGAGCAGGCACACAAGCUUUACUCAAGAUUCUUUGUUUUGGGCAAAGGUGGAGGAAGCGAAGGACUGGCUCAAGCACGUGAGAAAGGAAAGGGACUCGAAUAAGUUGGGAUCGCUUUUGGCGAACAUGAAGGAUUUCGAGAAGUAUGCGAAUGAGCUAAUUGCAAGGAAGGAGGUGUCCAUAGAUGUUCUGGCUAAGAACUCCAGUUACAGCUUAUGGGCCGAGGAUUGGAAAGCUUUGAAGUUGGAGUUCCAGCAGCCACCUUCUGAUCCUGCUCUGAAUGGAAUGGAUUGUGAUUGAA
Rhodamnia argentea is the source of this 2020-nucleotide messenger RNA. RefSeq names its product lipase-like PAD4. Gene Ontology annotation, biological process: lipid metabolic process. The transcript is spliced from 4 exons. Lineage: Eukaryota; Viridiplantae; Streptophyta; Magnoliopsida; Myrtales; Myrtaceae. The record is from RefSeq and is a predicted model, not a curated record. The coding region runs from base 106 to 2019 and encodes 637 amino acids.